Gadus macrocephalus (Pacific cod) is the source of this 5124-nucleotide messenger RNA. It is a transcript of the gene ccar1, whose product is annotated as cell division cycle and apoptosis regulator 1. The coding region runs from base 142 to 4167 and encodes 1341 amino acids. Gene Ontology annotation, cellular component: nucleus. The record is from RefSeq and is a predicted model, not a curated record. Lineage: Eukaryota; Metazoa; Chordata; Actinopteri; Gadiformes; Gadidae. The transcript has 27 exons. Gene Ontology annotation, biological process: regulation of DNA-templated transcription.
ACAUACAACCCUCAGUGGCAAACUGAUCUCCCACGCGUAUGCGCAUGCGCAAUGUACAUGUCUAGAGCAGCCGGGUACAGAGGACAGUGUGAAGGAAGCAUUUUAGCUGCUGCGGAGACUCUCCCUUUUCCCGAGUGAGCCAUGGCCCAGUUCGGGGGGCAGAAGAACCCGCCAUGGGCGACUCAGUUCGCCACUGGUGCGGUGUCCCAGCCUGGCCACUCUGGACAGUCUCUUGACCUAAACAGCUUACACUGUGAGUAUCAGACACCAAGAGAUUAUGCUCUCGGAGUGCAGCAGCCAUCGCUUCUAGGAGCUUCUCCUUCAAUGUACGCACCGCAGUCCGCCUUGGCAGCCGCCUCCCUUGGCAACCAGUCUGCAGCAAACUACCAGCUCUCCCAGCAGACCGCCGCCCUGCAGCAGCAGGCUGCAGCUGCUGCAGCCGCCGCAGCUUUGCAGCAGUCUCAGAUCAAUACUGCCCUACAGCAGUAUCAGCAGCAGCAGCAGCAGCAGCAGCAGCAGCAGCAACAGCAGCAGCAGCAGCAGCAGCAGCAGCAGCAGCAACAACAGCAGCAGCAGCAACAACAACAACAACAACAACAACAUCAGCAACAGCAACCGCCCCCACAACAACAGAUGUAUAAUGUACCCCAUCAGCAACAGCCACCACCUCCACAGCAGCAGCUGUACAAUGUCCCUCAUCAGCUUCCACAGCCUCAGCAGGCCCUGCUUUCUCAGCUUUCCCUCUCGCAGCCCUCGGGGGCCCUGCCCACCAGCCUGGGCAUGUCCAAUCAGCAGACGGCCCAGAUCACGGUGUCCUAUCCGACGCCGCGCUCCAGCCACCAACCGCAGGCCCAGCCCCAGAAGCAGCGUGUCUUCACCGGCGUGGUCAACAAACUCCACGACACGUUCGGCUUUGUGGACGAGGACGUCUUCUUCCAGCUUAGUGCGGUGAAAGGGAAGACCCCCCAGGUGGGCGACCGGGUCCUAGUGGAAGCGGUCUACAAUCCCAACAUGCCCUUCAAGUGGAACGCACAGCGCAUCCAGACUUUACCUCAGCUCUCCAACCAAUCGCAUCAGCAGCCUCCGCCGUUACCUCAGGCCUCGCAGCAGCUGGGCAACUUCUACGAGCCGCCCAUGCAGCUGCGGUACUCGGACAUGCACUCGGCGCCGGAUAACCGGCAAAACGUAAACCCUUUCCCGAACCAGCCCCCACCCAACAUGAUGAAGCAGGGCCCGCCCAUGAUGCAGUCCUUGCCUCCCCCCAACUCCUUCAACGUCCCCAACCAGGGCCCCCCACCCUCCCUGCUUCAGCCCCAGAUGUCUGCCGCCUCUCUGGCCCCUCUCCUGCAGAACCCACCCCAGCCCCUGCUGCCCCAGCCCCCACCCAAAGGGGGGGCCCCUGUGUUCGCCCCGGACGUGUUCUCCGGGGGUCUGCUCCAGCCGCCAGUGAGGAUGAUGCCCCAGCCGCAGCCCGUCAGACGCAUCGAACCGCCCCCACGCUUCCCCAACCGCAUCGACCGCGGCCCCGAGCUCAUCCUGCGGCCCAAGGAGGAGCGCAGCCGUGACAGGGAGCGGGAGCGUCGGCGGUCCCGGGAGCGAUCGCCCACCAGGAAGCGCUCCAGGGAGCGUUCCCCGAGACGGGAGCGCUCGCCCCGCAGGCCUCGCAGGGUGGUCCCUCGCUACACGGUCCAGUUCUCCAAGUUCAGCCUGGACGGCUCCAACUGCGACAUGAUGGAGCUGCGCCGCCGCUACCAGAGCCUGUACAUCCCCAGCGACUUCUUCGGCGCCGUCUUCACCUGGGUGGACGCCUUCCCCCUGCAGCGGCCCUUCCAGUUCGGCAACUACUGCAACUUCCACAUCAUGCACAAGGAGGUGGACCCGCUGGUGAAGAACACAGCCGUGCUGGACCCGCCCGACGCCAACCACACCUAUAGUGCCAAGGUGAUGCUGCUCGCUAACCCCGGUCUAGAGGAGCUCUACCACAAGUCCUGCGCUCUGGCCGAGGACCCUCAGGAACUCCGAGAUGCCUUCCAGCAUCCGGCUAGACUCAUUAAGUUCUUGGUGGGGAUGAGGGGCAAGGACGAGGCCAUGGCCAUCGGGGGCCACUGGUCCCCCUCCCUGGACGGAGCCGAGCCGGAGACGGACCCCUCUGUCCUCAUUAAGACAGCCAUACGCUGUUGCAAGGCCCUCACUGGCAUAGACCUCAGUCUGUGCACCCAGUGGUAUCGCUUUGCAGAGAUUCGCUAUCACCGGCCGGAGGAGAGUCACAAGGGGCGGACAGUCCCCGCACAUGUGGAGACAGUGGUUUUGUUUCUCCCGGAUGUGUGGCAUUGUCUUCCUACCCGCUCAGAGUGGGAGGGGCAUUCGCGGCGACUCCGGGAGCAGCUGGCCGAGAAGCUGUCGGCCGAGCGAAAGGAGGCGGAUGGAGAACAGGAGGAAGAGAAGGAGGACGAGGAAGAUGCUAAGGAGGUCACCAUACCAACCCACUGGGAUAAGCUCGACCCAAAGUCCAUGAAGGUGAACGAUCUCCGUAAGGAGCUGGACUGUCGCUCCCUGAGCUCCAAGGGGCUCAAGUCCCAGCUGAUCGCCCGCCUCACCAAGCAGCUGAAGGUGGAGGAGCAGGUGGAGGAGGCCAAGGAGCCGGAGAAACCCGAGGUCAAGGUCCCCGAGGAGGAGGAGCUCCCGCAGGAGGAGGAUAAAGAGGAGGAGGAGCGGCGGAAGCUGGAGGAGCUGGAGCGCCAGCGGCGGGAGCGGCGCUACGUGCUGCCGGAGGAGCCCACCAUCCUGGUGUACCCCAACUGGGCCGCCAAGAACGGCAAGUUCGACUGCAGCAUCAUGUCUCUGAGCGUGCUGCUGGACUACCGGCUGGAGGACAACAAGGAGCACUCCUUUGAGGUGUCACUGUUCGCCGAGCUCUUCAACGAGAUGCUCCAGCGGGACUUCGGCUACCGCAUCUACAAGGCCCUGGCCUCGCUGCCCGCCAAGGACGAGAAGAAGGACAAGGACAAGGAGAAGAAGGCCAAGAAGGAGGUGACGGUGACGGCGCUGGCGGCGGCUACUGCUACGGCUACGUCGGCAGCGACAGCGGUCGUGGUGGUGGGGGAGAAGAAGGAGGGCGGAUUGAAACGCGACAUCAAGAAGGAGAAGGAGGAGGAGAGCGAGGAGCCGGCCGGGAAGAAGACCAGGGAGGACGAGGAGAAGAAGAAGAGCGAGGAGAAGGUCCCGAACCUGAAGAAGGAGGAGUCUCGUGAGGAAGAGGAGGGUGAGGAUGAAGGCAGCACGGCCAACGCAGAGGAGUAUGACCCCAUGGAGGCCGAGGACGCCGACGAAGAGGAAGACAAUGAUAAGGAGGACGACGACUCCACUGAGAAGGAGCGCAAGGAGGAGCGCAAAGACGAGGGCAAGGCCUCCAAGGAGAGGGCCUCUAAGGACAAGGAGAAGAAGCUGAUGCUGACCUACAACAAGGAGCUGCUGAUGGCCUUUGUGUACUUUGACCAGAGCCACUGUGGCUACCUGAUGGAGAGGGACCUGGAGGAGAUCAUGUACACACUGGGGCUGCACCUCUCCCGCGCUCAGGUAAAGAAACUGUUAAAUAAGCCGGUGGUCAAAGAGUCCUGUUACUACCGCAAGCUGACGGACCUGGGGAAGGACGAGGCCCCGCCCUCCUUCAUCGACACCCAGGUGGAGCACCUUCUGGGCAACCGGGCGCUGCUCCCGUCCCUGACGGCUCCGCCCAUGGCCGAGUCCAGCGAGUCCGGGGGUCUGAUCGUGUUCAACGGCGCCAUGGUGGACGUGGGCAGCAUGAUGACCAAGCUGGACAAGAGCGAGAAGGCCCGGGAGGAGAUCGAGCAGAAGCUCAUCAUGCUCGACGCCAAGAUGGAUGAGGACACCAAAGCCAUGGGCAGCAUGGAGCAGGCCAACAAGGCGCUGAGCAAGGAGCUGGAGGAGGUGAAAGGCACGCUGGGCCUGACGCAGGAGACCCUGAAGACCACCGAGGAGCUGAAGACCACCUACCACCGGCAGAUCAACACGUGUGCCGGCAGCCUGACCUCCGCCGUCAAAGAGCUACUGGCCACGCUCGGAAAGGACCCACAGGCGGAGGGGUCUCCUGAGGCAGAGAGCAGGGGCCCAACUCCCUCGGCUCAAACCAACGGCGGCGACAACUGAAUGAAUCUGUGAUGUGAAUCUUUCUUCCCUACUUGUAAAUAAGCGCUUUUCGUUUCUUUUUUUAUUGUGAUUUUUUUUUUCAUUUGAUUUGAUUACACAACUAAGUUUUUGUUUCAUUCAAGUAAUUCUUUUGCUUAUUGAUGUUCUAAUUUUCUCUCAAAUGACACUUACUCAAGCUAAUUUCAUGAUUUGUGGUUUUUCAUAGCUUUGUGUGAAUGAGUACAUUUUCAUUAAAUUUUUUACUUCGACAUUGCCAUCAGGUACCACAUGUAGAUUUAUGCCAGUAUGUUGGCGUUGUACUUGAUGCCAAGAUAUUAGGUUCCCUGUUUAGCAAUAAAAAUAUAUAUAUUUAUUUGCAAGAAAAAAUAUAUUUAAAGAAAUAAAAAAACUACUUUUCAACAGCGGAUCAUGAGACACUGGCUCCAGCCGGUGUCACAAAAAACCCCACUACUUCAUGAAAUAUUCUGUUCUGUUAAAUUACUUAAUGUGUUCCAAUAAACACAUUGUACCUUUUCAGAAUUCCUCUGUUUUGCCCUGUUCCUUUAGGCCAUGACUAUGCAUGAUUCCCUUUCCACGAGAAACAUCGAUCCUCUUAAACUUUACUUGUUGCUGGCCCUUCUGGGCUAGAGCAUGGCUUUGUUCUGUCAUGUGGUGUGUUCACACUUUUAGACCUUUUUUAUAAGGGAAGAAUUCAUCUUCUGUUUGACGAGGAGGGAACUACUGACUACAUGGGAACCAAACAAUAAGCUUAAUGAAUGUCUCUUUGAUGCUGAAGGAAUUAAGAUUCAUAUUUUGAAAUUCACUUGAAGUCUGUACAUUUUAUUGUUUUGAAGUGUUGGUCAAAGAAGAGCCAAAAUCUAAUUUAAUCAGACCCUGUUGAAGGCAAUUUUUAUUUUUCUAUUGACAUUGUACUCUUUUGAUGUCUUGUGCUUGAUUAAAAUGGUUCAUUUAACACCA